Staurois parvus is the source of this 528-nucleotide messenger RNA. NCBI's taxonomy places the organism in Eukaryota, Metazoa, Chordata, Amphibia, Anura, Ranidae. The record is from the annotation of a GenBank genome assembly.
GUCAUCUCCUGUACUGUGUCCGCAGUCUCUGGUCAUCUCCUGUACUGUGUCCGCAGUCUCUGGUCAUCUCCUGUACUGUGUCCGCAGUCUCUGGUCAUCUCCUGUACUAUGUCCAUAGUCUCUGGUCAUCUCCUGUACUAUGUCCGCAGUCUCUGGUCAUCUCCUGUACUAUGUCCGCAGUCUCUGGUCAUCUCCUGUAUUAUGUCUGCAGUCUCCGGUCAUCUCCUGUACUAUGUCCGCAGUCUCGGUCAUCUCCUGUACUAUGUCCGCAGUCUCCGGUCAUCUCCUGUACUGUGUCCGCAGUCUCUGGUCAUCUCCUGUACUGUGUCCUCUGUCUCUGGUCAUCUCUGUACAGUGUCCGCAGUCUCCGGUCAUCUCCUGUACUAUGUCCGCAGUCUCUGGUCAUCCCCUGAACUGUGUCCGCAGUCUCCGGUCAUCUCCUGUACUGUGUCCGCAGUCUCUGGUCAUCUCCUGUAUUAUGUCUGCAGUCCAUUGGUUCAGAAUAUUUUUUUCCCGUUUUCUGCCUCU